This is a messenger RNA of Hydra vulgaris (swiftwater hydra), 1131 nucleotides long. RefSeq lists its product as uncharacterized. NCBI's taxonomy places the organism in Eukaryota, Metazoa, Cnidaria, Hydrozoa, Anthoathecata, Hydridae. The record is from RefSeq and is a predicted model, not a curated record. Gene Ontology annotation, molecular function: ubiquitin-protein transferase activity.
AUAGUGAAGAUUUCAAUAAUAACACUUUGUCAAAUAAUUAUCUUGGAGAUUUUCCAGAAAAAUUAUCUAUUGAAAAUAAUCAAUCAUUUUCUUAUUUUGGUGUUGUUGACAGUAAAUCUGUAAAAAAUUUUAAAGAUAUUUCUUCACAACAAACAGCCAGUCAAUCUAGUUCAGGCGUCAGCUGCGGUCUUUGUCCUGUAUGUAAUCAAAGGUUUCCUUUUUCAGUGCUUGAACAACAUGCAUAUAAUUGUUUAAAAAAUAAAGAAAAGCGAAUGGUAUAUUUGAUUGAUUCUGAUGACUCAAUUGAUUUGACUAAUAGUUAUGAAAAAGAACAAGAUUUUGAUAAACCUGAGAAUAUAAAUGAUCUUAAAAAAAAGAUUCCAGUUUUAAUAAAACAACUCAGUGAUAUACAUGAUGGCGAUGCCAGAAUAAAUGUUCGUCGUCAAUUUGAAUUUGAAGACUUCCACAAAUUUUUUACUAAAAGUUGGAACAAGGAUAAAAUCCACAAUUUAUACAAGUUUUCAUUUGUUGGUGAGCCUGCUAUCGAUACAGGUGGAGUGUCUCGAGAAUUCUAUUCAGAAGCUUUAAAAUCAAUUAAAAUUAGGUUCUUUACUGGCGAUGAUUUGGUUGGCUAUGUACCAUCAUGUGGUAUUCUUAGUGUUGCAGAUGGCACAGUAAAAACUAUAGGCCAUUUAUUUGCAGCAUCUAUUGUGAAUGGCGGACCUGCACCUUUUUUUUUGUCCCCUUGGGUUUAUGAGCUUAUGGUGAAUGGCAUUUCAACUGCAGUACGGUGUUGUCCAAAGGCUUUAGAUGAAUCUUCAAAUUUAAAAAGUAUUUUUGAUAAGAUUUUAUUUGCAACUACAGAUGACUAUUUAACUAAUGUGCUAUGUACUGAAGAAGGAAUGGAUGCACUUGAAAUAAUUGGAUAUAGAAGUGAUCCAAAAAAUCGUCUAUUGAUGAUAAACAUGCUCUUUUAGAAUCAAUGUUAAUUAAAGGAAAAAUAGAGCAACUUUUACCUGUAGUUGGAGAAAUUGCGAUUGGUUUACAAGUGUAUGGCCUUUAUGAAGUUAUAAAAAAAAAUUCAAAUAUCAUGCGAGUUUUAUUUUGUGCAAACGAAAGUUUUAUAUGGAA